CCUGCCAAUAGCUAUCCGCGAAGGAAGAGUUGGUGAAUCUGAAAUUGUUUAAGCGUAGCCGGAGGAGGAACUUUCAAUGGGCAUAAUCUAAUCUUUUCAGGGACUGUUUACUAUGGUUCUUGCCCAGUUGCUUAAGGAAAUGUCUAUCACCUGCUCCCUUCCCGCAGGAGCAGGACCUUCUGCGGGAGAAUAAGGUCUUACAGUUAGUGUUCCAAUCUCUACACCAUCUUCUUCAUCGCGAAGGCAAAGAGUCCGGGACCAUAUGAAUGUCGUUUCUGACUCUGGAAGCAUGCUUAACGACCGACUUGAAAAUUGGGUCCGUUUGGGAACCGCUGAAUCUUUGACUUUCAUCCAAGACCGGAUUGUCGAAGAGCCACGGCUCGGGUUAUGAUUCUGACGUUUUUCUAAAUUAAGCGGCGCCCUGAAGGCUCGUACACUGAAGGAGGAAAUCCUUCGCUAAACGACGCACGCCUAGAAUCACUACCGGCACCACAUCUGGAGAACCCAGCCCCAGCUUCAUUACGUCCGCAUUAUUACGUAAUGAAGGUUCGUUCGUUCCGUGGGCACAGAGUCUGAAGAACUGCCUUUGACCGACGUCUUCACGUCGCGCUUCAAUUCCUAUCCCGCGACUGACCUCAUCCGUUCUGGAUACUGUAUCUAUCAUAAACAACUAGACGUGCAGCUGUCGAAUGUCCCAUCCUUUAAGUGACGAGUGCCAAGUUUUCUCCGACCGUGAUAUUGCUGGCCUCCUCCGAUCCUUGAAAGGCGGUUGGUUCUCUGUGAAAAUUGCAGUGGCGGGGGGCCGGCUCGAACCAACUGCUCGAAUCGCCAAGAAUCGCUAGAAUCGCUAGAAUCGAUUGCCUUGUUCAGUUUUACCGAAAGGUAAAGGACGCGCCAGGAUCAUCGCGGAAGGCCUCAGCGUGGGCUCAAACCUGGGCUGAAUUCCAUCCCCAAACUCCGGCCUCUAACUGGAAAAUCAGCCUCCUAAUCCCUGCGAUGCCGAACGAGUCAUCCAUCAACCGCACGGCUCUCAGAGGUGAAAGCGGGUACCUGGUGUGGGUGAGCCGAGCCGAGUUAGAAGUCCACUAGGCCUUCACCAUUACAGGCACAUUCGAGCAGCAGUCGAAGCCGCAGUGUCAGUCGAAGUCGCGUUUGCUGGCUGGAUCAGCCUCAGGGUCUAAAUUCGGAAGAGUCGCGGUGGGGAACUCGCAAACGUGCAUUUUAUAGUUGCCGGUAGCCUGGCGCCCCGGCUCGUGUAUAAAAAGACGCAGGGUGGGUAGGUGCGCAUAGCACUGGCCCUGUCCGGAUGGCAGAAUCUUAACUAGCGCCCAUGCGCAGCACACCGGCAACACAUCGGAACUGUCUGGAUCCAACCAUGCGCAGUACCGUCACAUGGAGCGUCUGAGAUGCAAUUCGCUGCUGACUCAGCUCGCUCUGAGCUUCGAAGACGUUGAUGCAGCGCUAAUCCUGCUCCGGAAUGUUUCCUUAUAGCUGACCCGUCGGGGGAAUUCCAGUAUAUAGCAAUGGGUGCGAUGGUGGUCUAGUAUUCAAAGCGUUUGAGUGCAAGGUUUAAGUUAAAUUGCGUGACGAGGUGCUGCGUUCAUGCUGGAGUCGGCGGUAGAAGAGAGCGAUCGCUGAUCUAUCAACCGACUUCCGGAAGCCAAAUAUGGCGCUUCCCAUCUCUUGCGUGAACCACAUCUCGCGCAAUUGCUCGAACUUGCAAGAAGCAUCGAAAUUCUACGAAUGCUUGCUAGGCUUUGUGCAGAUCAAGAGGCCCGGAUCCUUCGAUUUCGACGGCGUGUGGCUCUUCAAUUACGGCAUUGGCAUUCACCUUCUGCAGGCCUCUGGAAGUAAACGAUCCUGUCAUGGAGAAAUUGACCCCAGGGCCGAUCAUCUCUCGUUCCAGUGCGCGGAGGACAUAAACGUAGUGGAGCAGAAGCUCCAGGAAAGCGGGAUCAAGUACAUCCGACGCCAGGUGCAGGAGGCGGGCUGUUUCGUAGAUCAGCUCUUCUUUCAUGAUCCCGACGGCUUCAUGAUCGAAGUCUGCAAUUGCGAUAACCUCCCCGUCGAACCUCUCGUCACAGGCAGUCUGGGAAUUUCCAAUAGCUCAUCCAAGCAAUUCUUCCCAUCAUGUUCCUUCACCCCUUUCAAUUCCACUGUGCCCUCCGGACUCAGCCUGACGACGUAGAGACUCUGCCAGAGCAGAUGUUCAAACUUCUAGUGCAUGAAAUUGCACGCUACAUAGCGUUUAGCCGAGUAAGGAUACUCGACCAAAGCUCGUCGAUCUCUCGUUCAAGGAUCCUGUUAUCUCCUACAUAUGAUACACUUCACGGAGCAAGAUGGAUUCCGCAGCUUGUACAAGAUGUGUCCGUACACCUUGCACCCAUAAUUCUCUAGAUCUCCUUAUCCUCCCUCAAAGUAAGUUUAAGGAUUCACAAGGCUUACCUCCUGGCGAUUCGGCCUUGGAGCUGGAGAGCCACUGGUGCUUGAUCAGACAUGGUGUGUCUGCGCGUCGAGAAGCGAUGGCUAUUUAUCAGGAUCCAUCCCUUCUCUUCACCUAGUGAGUUACACAUUCAGACCCUUCCCGGGUUAGAAAAAGCUGAAAGUUGUGCGCUUUUACUCGUAGCAGAAGACGUAGGUGUGAAAUGCCAUUACAACCGGCUCGUUGUAGCAAACUGACAGAUAGUGUUCGAGUAUAUAUGCCAAAUCCAUUCGAUCGCGACUUGAUUCGGCUAAAUAAUCAGAAGUAUGCUGUCAUAUAAAACAACUGAUCGUUUCUCGGUCUUCUAUGCACCUUAAUCACUAGACUAUAUCUAGAAUUAGAUCGUGACAACUUCACAAUUCGAGAGGCUUGCAGCUGUAGCCAGUUCAAAGUUAGUUCGUGCUUUUGAAUCAGGACAAGUUUGGAGUAGCGACGUAUAGCGACAGAUAGUUCAGAAGUGUCCAUGUGGUCCAUACAUAUGUUGUUGGGGACGAAACUUCUCAAGAGUAAAACAAGGUUUAACUUG
This is a messenger RNA of Marchantia polymorpha subsp. ruderalis, 3008 nucleotides long. The record is from the annotation of a GenBank genome assembly. Lineage: Eukaryota; Viridiplantae; Streptophyta; Marchantiopsida; Marchantiales; Marchantiaceae.